This is a messenger RNA of Vigna angularis (adzuki bean), 1572 nucleotides long. RefSeq lists its product as uncharacterized. Gene Ontology annotation, molecular function: sulfotransferase activity. Lineage: Eukaryota; Viridiplantae; Streptophyta; Magnoliopsida; Fabales; Fabaceae. Bases 234 to 1286 code for a protein of 350 amino acids. The record is from RefSeq and is a predicted model, not a curated record. The transcript is spliced from 6 exons.
GCGCGGUCCUCACUUAAUAAAACCAUUUGUCCUUUCUGCUGUGAGCAACAAUGUGCUUCUUCUGUUUUUAGCAACCCUUCCAAGUUACCAUCAUACCUCUGUUUUUUAUUUCUUUCCGUUUUCAAAACUUUUCAAACACACUGGAAACUGGCUCUUACCUUAUCUGUCCCUCCUCACACUUUUGUUUGAAAUUUAUUGCUUUCACUCUGUGAUCAAACCCGGGAAGGAAAAAAAUGAAUGCUUUGAGCUCCCUCUGCAUUUUUCGAUCUGACCCAUUAGCCUUAAAUGACAUUCUGGUUAUAAAGCCUCCGAAGAAAUCGCCUUUGUUGUUAAGGAUGUCGGUUCUGAUCUUUUCGAUGGUAUGCGGUGUUUUUAUCUGUUCCGUGUGUUCAAAGCAGAUAAGCACUCAUGCUAGGACUAUGCUUAUGGAGUUGCAAAAUGAGAAGCCUUCGCGGAAUAGAUUGGGCCUAACAGAUGUUCCUUUGUUGCAUUACCCCAAUCCCGUGUCUUUCAACAGGAGUGAGUGUGCUGGGAAUCCUGUGCGGUUCUUUGCUAUUUUGUCAAAUCAGAGAUCAGGCAGUGGGUGGUUUGAGACCCUUUUGAAUAGCCAUAUUAAUGUGAGCUCCAAUGGGGAGAUUUUUUCUGUUAGAGAAAGAAGAGUAAAUGUUUCUACCAUUGUGCAGACUUUGGAUAAAGUUUACAACUUGGAUUGGUUCAGUAGUGCUUCCAAGAAUGAGUGCUCAGCUGCAAUUGGAUUGAAGUGGAUGCUUAAUCAGGGAUUAAUGGAGCACCCGAAGGAAGUAGCAGAUUAUUUCAACCGUAGAGGUGUUUCUGUCAUAUUUCUUUUUCGAAGAAACUUAUUGCGUAGAAUGGUAUCAGUGCUUGCCAACUCCUAUGACCGAUAUGCUAAACUUUUAAAUGGAGCUCAUAAAUCUCAUGUACAUUCCACAGAAGAGGCGGAUACUCUUUCAAAGUACAAGCCUAUCAUUAAUUCUACAUCAUUACUGGUUGAUUUGAAGGAUAUGGAGAUGAGAAUGGCAAAGGCUUUAGAGUACUUCAGCAUCAAUAGGCAUAUGAUCCUGUACUAUGAAGAUUUAAUUAGAAAUCGUACUAAGCUGAAAGACGUUCAAGAUUUUUUAGGAUUGCCACAGAUGGAAUUAAGAAGCCGUCAGAUUAAGAUACACAGAGGAACAUUGUCAGAUCACAUUAAAAAUUGGGAUGAUGUGAACAAGACACUACAUGGAACUGCUUAUGAGUGUUUCCUCCAAACUGAUUAUUCAUCGUAACCUCCUCUAACUCUUGGAAAGGUGUAAAUAUCAACACUUUUUUCUCAGGAAACAGUUUAAAGUUGUCACUGGUUGGUUGCAGUGAGAAAACUGUCUCCACCUUCUGAUUUUUCCACUCCUACGUUCCUUUGUAAUCUUAUCUUUUGAGCAUUUUUUAAUUACUUUGUACACGCCCAACUAAAUUAUGAGCAAAGAUGAGCAUUAGUUUUAUUCAACAUGUAAGCUGCAUUUCAAAGUUUGAGGUAAUCGAUAUGGGACACAUUAAUGUCUUCAAAGUUAAUGUUUA